AUGAAGCGAGAGCCAGGGACUGAUGAAACAAAGGGUCUGAUGGAAGGAGUAUCAAAUCAAGAGCCUCGUGAAGUCAAUUUCUCUUCUUGUCUUGUUUGUGGUGAUAUUGCUACAGGAAGGCAUUAUGGAGCAAUUGCUUGUAAUGGAUGUAAAGGCUUUUUCCGUCGAACCAUACGACGAGGUUACAAUUAUGAGUGUCGCUUUGAACGCCGUUGUGACAUUUCUAAACAUAAUCGAGCUGUCUGUCGGUUCUGUCGUUAUACGCGAUGCAUCAAUGCUGGAAUGAGAGAGGAGCAGGUUCAGAACGAGAGAGACGUGAUAGGCAAGCGUAAUCGAGCGAAUUCUGUAACUUUAAAUGGAAGACCGAUUGCUAUGAAACGACAUCAGAGCAGUGAUGAUGGAAAGGAAUCGCCUAAGAGAGCUUCUCCCGAUAUUCCAACAUCAUUUCCGUCUAACAAGAAGGACGAUGUCUGGUCCGUUCCAUCAGCAAUUAUAGACCUACUGCUGCAGUCAGAAACAACAAUUCAAAACUUGAGGGAUACAGUUAUUCAACAAACGGGAAAUGUUGAGUAUGCAACAAAGCCUGAAGAUUUUUGUUCAUCAUCAUCCAAUGGCUCGAGAACCGCAACUGUUAAUGAUAUUUUCAAAUCGAUGCACAGUCAGCUCUUAUUGGUUAUUGAAUGGGCAAAAACGCUUCAGCCGUUUGUAGAGCUGUCCCCAGACGAUCAGACUGCCUUGUUAAAAAACUUUGCUGCUCAACACGUGGUACUGUGUGUAGCAUAUAGGUCGAAAGAAGCUGAUGAUUUUUUGAAACUUUUGAACGACAGUUACAUUCCAAGACCUAACCGACAGAGCCGAUCGACAAGUGAUCAAUACUUUUUUUUGCGAGACUGUGAGAGAGUUAUGGAUCAACUAGUAGCUCCUAUGCGGUUUCUGAAAAUGGAUGAUGCUGAAUUUGUUGCUCUGAAGGCGUGUAUCUUAUUCAAUCCCGUUGCGAAGGGUCUAUCACCACAUUCUGUUCUGAAAGUUCUCGAAACAAGAAGAAGAAUUUUCUCCGCAUUGGAAAGCUAUGUUCGAAAGAAUAAGCCUAGCGAUGUUAGUCGCAUAGGCGAUCUUACUUUUUUUGUUUUAACACCAUUAACAUCGUUAGCUAACUCUGUAAGCGAAGAUGUGCUGGUGACCAAACUCACAGGAGUGGCACGAAUUGACAUGCUCAUGGAAGAAUUAAUUCUGGCUGACGCAGAUCAAAAACCCAAUAUAACGAAUAGUUUACCAGGGUUAGAUCAUGGUUCUUCGCAACCAGCUGCUGAUAUAAACUAUCGAAAUCACUACCAACAUGUUAAUCAGCAUACAGUUGCUCCAACUUCAGGAAGUUUACCGAAUUCGCAACAUAAUCAUUACCGAAGUGGAGUCAUAAAUGAUACCUUGGCUGAUCCACCACACGAUUUUGAGUUUGACACGUACUCCAAUCAGAUCGGCAUUUUCGAUAACUCUCGUUCCAACUCCCCUGUACUUGGAAUGCUAGGUGCAGGCAAUUUGAUGUGGUCUAGUUCUCUGCUAGGUUCCGAUUCUAGUCCAGUCUAUCUACCAAACACCGGAGGCUACUGA
This is a messenger RNA of Auanema sp. JU1783, 1608 nucleotides long. The record is from the annotation of a GenBank genome assembly. NCBI's taxonomy places the organism in Eukaryota, Metazoa, Nematoda, Chromadorea, Rhabditida, Rhabditidae.